This is a messenger RNA of Gavia stellata (red-throated loon), 5631 nucleotides long. RefSeq names its product PATJ crumbs cell polarity complex component (gene PATJ). The record is from RefSeq and is a predicted model, not a curated record. Gene Ontology annotation, molecular function: protein binding. Lineage: Eukaryota; Metazoa; Chordata; Aves; Gaviiformes; Gaviidae. The transcript is spliced from 45 exons. Bases 1 to 5631 code for a protein of 1876 amino acids.
AUGCCUGAAAAUACUGCUGCAGAUAAACAGCAGGUGCUGCAGGUCCUUGAUCGUCUGCAAGCAAAACUGCGUGAGAGAAGAGACUCCCAACAUAAUGAAAACCUGACUGUUUUGCGUAACACGCUCAGGAGCCCUUUGUUUAACCAGAUACUGACCCUCCAGCAAUCCAUCAAGCAACUGAAGGAACAACUCAAUUAUAUGCCUCCUGACCGUUCAGUAGAUUUUGAUUUUACGAAGAGAGGGCUACUAGUGUUUGCUGACAAAUCGGUUGCUGCUGGGAGCGUGUAUACACCUUGCAGUUCACCUGAACCCAAAGCAUCUGCCUUCACUCCAAACCUGGGAGUUAAUGAAUUUAAUGCAAUCAUCCAACAGAUGGCAAAGGGGAGACAAAUAGAAUCAAUAAAGAUUGAAAAGCCUUCUGUUGGAGGUCUUGGAUUUAGUGUGGUUGCCCUUAAAAAUCACAGCUUAGGAGAAGUUGGUAUCUUUGUCAAGGAAGUCCAGCCAGGAAGCAUAGCUGACAGGGAUCAAAGACUAAAGGAAAAUGACCACAUACUGGCCAUUAAUUGCACCCCAUUGGAUCAGAACAUUUCCCAUCAGCACGCUAUUGCCCUCCUCCAGCAAUCCACAGGAUCUCUACAUCUGGUUGUUGCUAGGGAGCCAGUUCAAGGAAACAGCAGAACUUCGGCUCUCUUAUUAAGUGAUAUAAAUCCACCUGAGACUAUUCACUGGGGCCACGUUGAAGACGUUGAGCUGAUUAACGAUGGUUCAGGAUUAGGCUUUGGAAUUGUAGGAGGAAAGUCGAGUGGAGUAGUUGUAAGAACAAUUGUUCCUGGGGGAUUAGCAGAUCGGGAUGGGAGGCUCCAGACAGGAGAUCACAUCUUACAGAUUGGAGGGACCAAUGUGCGAGGAAUGACCAGCGAACAAGUUGCCCAAGUGCUGAGAAACUGUGGGAAUUCUGUUAGGAUGACCGUUGCAAGAGACCCAAAGUGUGAAAUUAUGGAGACUCCACCAGCUCCUGUGAGCUGGCCUGUCAUUAUAUUAUCUGUACUUUCCAAGAUACCGACAGAUAAUACCAACCUUUUUGAGACCCAUGAUGUUGAACUUAUAAAAAAGAAUGGGCAAAGCCUAGGGAUAACAAUUGUUGGAUAUGCUGGCACAUGUGAUGAAGGGGAACCUUCAGGGAUUUUUGUGAAAAAUAUAAUACCUGGUAGUGCUGCUGACCACAAUGGCCAAAUUCAUGUUCAUGACAAAAUUGUUGCUGUUGAUGGAGUUAAUAUACAGGAUUAUACCAACCAAGAAGUGGUAGAGGCAUUGCGUAACACAGGACAGACUGUACGCCUUACCUUACUUAGAAGGAAACCUUCUUCUACUAUUUCUUCAGAAAGACCUUCAGAUAGAGGUACAUCUGUUUUCACAGUGCAGCCAACUAUUCCAGCCUUUGUGUCCCCUGGAGCUGUAGGGACUGAAACUAGUGUGGACACUAAGAAUGAGGAAAACCGAGAACAGAAGGAUAAUCUUCAAAAUGAAAAGAAGCAGAGCCUACAUAAAACAGGAAAAGUCCCACCCCCUCCAGCACAUGAGCUGAAAUCCAAGUGGGAAAACCUGCUGGGACCUGAAUAUGAAGUUAUGGUUGUGAAUGUGGAUAUGCCCAUUACAGAUGAUUCGGAGCUCCAGAAGUACUCAAAGCUAUUACCCAUCCACACUUUGAGAUUAGGAGUUGAGCUUGACACGUUUGAUGGACAUCAUUAUAUAUCAUCAAUUGCUUCAGAUGGUCCAGCUGCAACACUUGGUCUUCUGCAACUGGAGGAUGAACUUCUGGAGGUAAACGGAGUUCAGCUAUACGGAAAAUCACGCCGUGAGGCAAUCACUUUUCUAAAAGAAGUGCCACCCCCAUUUACAUUGGUUUGCUGUCGGCGACUUUUUGAUGAUGGCAGUGAGUCUCUUGUGGAUGAACCCACCAUGGGAGUUUCUCCUCCAGAACAAAAGGUAGACUUCUCAUGUCAUUCAGAAGACAUUAACCCUGAGGAGGAAGAAGGAGAAUUAGCAUUAUGGUCUCCUGAUGUGAAGGUUAUUGAACUGGAGAAAGACAGAAAUGGUUUAGGAUUCAGCAUUUUAGACUAUCAGGAUCCCUUAGAUCCAACAAGAACAGCCAUUGUGAUCAGCUCUUUGGUGGCAGGUGGAGUAGCUGAACGUGGGGGCGAGCUUUUACCAGGUGAUCGCUUGGUGUUUGUAAAUGAGAAAUAUUUGGACAGUGUCACUUUAGCAGAGGCAGUGGAAGUGUUGAAAUCUGUGCCCCCAGGUACAGUUUCUCUUGGAAUCUGCAAGCCUUUGGUGGGAGAAAGCAAAGAGGAGAACAUGCACAGUGUGGAUUCCAGCAACAUUAAAACCAGUCCUGGAUCUCCAGAACCAAUAGAUAAUACUAAUUUCUCAAUAAUACUUGAAGCACCACAGGGUUUCAGAGAUGAAACACCUUUUAAAGAAGAACUUGUUGAUGAACCAAUUUUGGACUUGGGAAGGUCAUUUCAGCUUUCUCAAAAUGACAAUGAGUAUGAGAAGGAGUCCUGGGAGAUGCAUGAAUUUCUGAAACCCAGAACAGAAGAAAUGGAUGAAGAACGGGAAAUGUUGGUGGAUGAUGAGUAUGAAGAAGAUUCAGACUUUCUGAAAUAUAAUGCAUCAUGUGGACAGAAGGCAACUUCAGAGAGGAACCUUGAUACGGAACGAUGGGCAAAGCAACUUGAGACUACUGAAAUACAAGACUUAAGAUCCAAUGUGAACUUAAGUCCGAAACAGUCUCUGGAAUAUCCAUUCAAUACGGAGCAAAUGUGUGAAGAAAAUGCUAGUAUAAGUUCGCUAUCUUCUGGAACCACAGCACACAGUGGCUACCAAAAAGACAUAUUUGAUACUGAAACUACUGAGUCAGGAGCAAAAAACAAGAUGGAUUUAGGUACAAAGCUUCAGAUUGACUCUGAAGGACCUGGGCUUGUUGUUGAUCUGGAAGCUAUUGAAAAGGAAGGAAUAAAAGGGGAGGAUUAUGUUUUUUCCAAGAACAUGGUAUCUGGGAGAGUAACCACCCUAGCUCAGCCUAGAGCAACAUUGUGCAGUGAAUUACCUGAGAGAGAAGAAGGAGAAGGAGAAGAAACUCCGAACUUCAGCCACUGGGGACCACCACGGACUGUUGAGAUCUUUAGAGAUCCUCACGUGUCUCUCGGAAUCAGUAUUGUUGGUGGACAAACUGUCAUAAAGCGCCUGAAGAAUGGAGAAGAACUUAAAGGGAUCUUUAUCAAACAAGUUUUGGAAGACAGCCCAGCAGGAAGAACAAGGGCUUUAAAAACUGGAGAUAAAAUACUUGAGGUUUCUGGGAUAGACCUACAAAAUGCCACACACGAGGAAGCAGUAGAAGCUAUCAAGAACGCGGGAAAUCCUGUCGUGUUUGUAGUUCAGGGUUUGUCUAACAUACCAAAAGUGGUCCCUGCCAUACAGCCUAAGGGAAUCAAAGUCAGCAAAGAUCAGGAUGCAGACAAAGAAAAUAAGAGUGAAAAGAGAAAAUAUGGGGCUCCACCUCCAAUGAAAUUGCCACCUCCUUAUAGAGCACUUGAAAGACUGCAUGCAGAGGAAGCUAACGUGGAUGAAGAGGAGGAUGAGGAUGCUUGUGCAGAGAAAAAAAUCAGGCAAAGAUAUGCAGAUCUACCGGGAGAGCUGCACAUUAUUGAGCUUGAGAAAGACAAAAAUGGGCUUGGACUGAGUCUUGCUGGCAACAAGGACCGCUCUCGUAUGAGCAUCUUUGUAGUUGGUAUCAAUCCAGAUGGACCUGCGGGACGAGAUGGAAGGAUGCAUAUUGGUGAUGAACUUCUAGAGAUAAACAAUCAGAUAUUGUAUGGAAGAAGUCAUCAGAAUGCUUCUGCAAUCAUUAAGACUGCCCCAUCAAAGGUCAAGCUAGUUUUCAUACGCAGUGAAGAUGCAGUCAAUCAGAUGGCUGUUACUCCUUUCCCACUACCUGCCAGCUCCCACUCUUCUAUUGAGGAUCAUGGUGGCACUGAACCUGCAAGCAGCGAAGAAGACCCAAGUUUGGAAGUUGUCAUGAAAAGCUUGACCGAUGAGGAAUCCAACAAAGCUGUCCUCAACCAGAUCAAACAAUCUAAAUCUUCAACAAAAGUACCAGUCAACUUACAGGAGAUACCCCUGGUGCCAGCACCUACUUACCUUUCUCCAGAGGCAGAAGUCACCAGCCGUAGUGUCUUUACACCCCCGUUGCCUGUGGAUCCAGCAACGUGUCCCAUAGUUCCAGGGCAGGAGAUGACUAUAGAGAUAUCUAAGGGUCGGUCAGGCCUAGGACUCAGCAUUGUCGGCGGUAAAGACACUCCGCUGGACGCCAUAGUGAUCCAUGAAGUUUAUGAAGAAGGGGCAGCAGCCCGCGAUGGCAGGCUUUGGGCCGGCGAUCAAAUUCUGGAGGUGAACGGGAUCGAUCUGCGGAAUGCCAGCCAUGAAGAAGCUAUCACUGCGCUGAGACAGACGCCCCAGAAGGUGCAGUUGGUUGUUUACAGAGAUGAAGCGCAUUACAAAGAUGAAGAAAACUUAGAGAUUUUCUAUGUAGAUAUACAAAAGAAAACAGGCCGAGGAUUAGGGCUCAGCAUAGCUGGAAAACGAAAUGGAAGUGGAGUGUUUAUCUCUGACAUUGUUAAAGGAGGAGCUGCAGACCUAGAUGGAAGAUUAAUUCAAGGGGAUCAGAUUUUGUCUGUAAAUGGAGAGGAUAUGAGAAAUGCCUCACAAGAGACUGUUGCCACUAUACUUAAGUGUGCCCAAGGCCUAGUGCAUCUUCAGCUUGGGAGAUUGCGAGCUGGAUCAUGGCUAUCAUCACGGAAAACAUCUGAAAACAGUCAGAGCCAACAGAGUGUCCACAGCCACUUCCACCCUGCGCUUGCUCCAGUCCUCUCUACCAUACAGAAUUUUGUCAGCACGAAAAGAUCUUCAGCAGAUGUGUCUCAGAGGAACUCAGGAGCAGAUAUGGGCCCAAGGACUGUGGAGAUAACAAGGGGACCAAAUGAUGCACUUGGUAUCAGUAUAGCAGGAGGGAAAGGAAGUCCAUUAGGAGAUAUUCCCAUCUUCAUUGCUAUGAUUCAAGCCAGUGGUGUGGCUGCACGUACCCAAAGACUCAGAGUUGGAGAUCGGAUUGUCAGUAUUAAUGGGCAACCUUUGGAUGGGCUGUCUCAUGCAGAUGCGGUUAAUCUACUAAAGAAUGCUUAUGGGAGCAUAAUCCUGCAGGUUGUGGCUGAUACCAACAUCAGUGCCAUUGCUACCCAGCUGGAGAGCAUGUCUGCGGGAUGCAACCUGAACUCUUCUGAGCAUCCUUCUGAAGAUCCCGAAGCACCUCAGCCUAAGAUUAUUACUUUGGAGAAAGGCUCUGAUGGACUGGGAUUUAGUAUUGUAGGGGGGUAUGGAAGUCCCCAUGGAGACCUGCCCAUUUAUGUCAAGACUAUAUUUGCCAAGGGAGCAGCUGCGGACGAUGGCAGACUGAAGCGUGGCGAUCAGAUUUUAGCAGUUAAUGGGGAAGCUUUGGAAGGUGUUACUCAUGAGCAAGCUGUAGCUAUUCUCAAGCGCCAGAAAGGAACUGUAACAUUAACGGUGUUAUCAUGA